AUGCUCGCCCCCCUUGAGCACCUAAACGGCCGGCUCAUGGAAUACUUAUCGAUAUUCCAUCGCUCUUCCAGUAGAGAGUCGACUCAGGCCCCAGACGACCAUCAGGGCGCGUCGCGACAGCAGCCGGAGAUGUCGGGAAAGCGGCCAGCUUAUGGAGUGGAAGCUCCGUACGCGGCCAGUUUAAAGAUAGGCAACAGAUCGACAACGUCCUCCGUCUACUCUCGAGAUCCCGACCGACCUGCGAACCCCGUUGCCAAUGAGUCAGAUGUUGAGGUGCUGGGCCACAUCCAGGCUUUGCCCCGCAACUCUCGUUCAACACGGCCGAGGGUAUCGAGCUCACCGGGACACGAGAAAGAGCAACGGAGGCAACAGAUCGAGCACGAGACAGGAUUGAGGCGUCCAGGUAACCAGACUGGUGAAGGCUCCUCAGCCCGAUCAAACCCCUCACGGUUUUCGGCUCGACAUUCGAUGCGAGAUGAAGAUGAGGUUCCGGAACCCGAGGAGAACAUAGGAUUUCCCAUCCAGAGACCAACACGGGAACAUCGGUCUGCUGCGCCGGGCUCAGGCCGACGCAGCGUGGGACACAGCAGGAAAUCAGAGAGGGUGUCAAACUCUAGUCCUAUCCGCCCCUCGAACUGGCAAGAGCACAUCCAAGUGUCCAGCAGCGAAGAAGAAGAGAAGAUCGAGGAACAGCCGCAGCAGCGACAAUUGCUUAGCCCGGAUCUUCCGCCUCCCAAACUCCCACCCCGAAGUACGCAGGCGGCUUCAGCUACGCCUGUCAUGUCAAAGAAGGCCAAGAUGAGGAAGAAGGAUGGGACCCUACCAUCAGAGCCCGGGAGCUCCCGGAGAGCGUCGCUGCUUGCUCCUAAAUCGGGUCUGCCAUCCUCCAAUGUCUCCGUCACGCCAGCAGCCAUUGACUGGGCUGUCGUUGAAGCUGGAAAUUCCAACUACGUGAUCCACGCGCAAAACGUGUCACUGCGUCAGGUUGGUGCCAAUAAAGACCACGUACUGGAGCUCGUGGGGAACUCUGGUAGGCGUGCCUCACUGCCGUUGGCCAACGUUUCCGGUUUGCAGCUCGCUGCUAACAUCAGUAAUGAUGCCGUGGCCACUAUCGCCAAGUUGUGGGAGGGCGCCAAGAGAUCAUCCAAAGCUGUGAAACCCGUGUCCGAAUUGUCCAAGAGGGCUGCCGCUGCCGCCGUAAGGCGUGCAGAGACCUCCAAAGGGAAAGGCAAGAUGCCUUUAAGUCCAAGCCAGUCCCGCCUCAGCUUCCCCAGUGGCGUACAACCCAGGCGCAGCACGCGUCACUCAAUGACCGCGGCCAAACCGACAGUCAACACCCUUUCGGACGAUGAGUCACCCUCAACCAACAGGCCACAGCGCCGCCGCUCACCGCAUUUAGACAAGCAUGAUCUACCGAAGACGGACAAUGAUAAGAAGUGGCCGGCGUACGAUUCCGUUAAGAAGUGGACCAAGUCUGUCGAUGUUUUCCAGAAGGACUUCAUCAUCGUGCCGGUCAAUGAGAACCUCCAUUGGUAUCUCGCGGUCAUCGUCAACCCCCGGGCUCUGAUUGAGACACGGCUUCCACCGACAGACGGGCGGUCACCAUCUCGCGCUGCGAGCGGAAACCCUUCGACAAGUGCCUCUACUUCUGCUGAGAGUUCACGAGAAGGGAAAGAUCCGCUUGAUGUCAUGAGCGAGGGUGAGGAUGAGGGAGUUGAGCACAUCAAGGAGAAGGUCGAGGACUGUCAUAUCAGCCCACAGCCCAAGCCGAUUCAGUCCAUGGAACUCAAUUGGAUCACCAACCAAGACAGCAUGACUUUCUCCUCCCCUCCAAAGACCCCCUCCCCCCCAGCCAGUUCGAAGCCAAAGUUCAAGCGGGAAGCCAUCGACCUGUCCGAUAGGAGCAACCACAAGGCUGUAGGGGACAAUCUGAAGCUGUGGCUCGAAUUUGAAGCCCGCGACAAGCUGCAGAAGGAGAUCGAGCCUACAGCUAUCGAGUAUGUCGAGGCCAAAGUACCUCAGCAGAACAACUUCUCAGACUGCGGCGUGUUUGUCAUCCACUUCCUGCGAUGCCUCCUGAAUGAUACAGAAAAGGUGUUGGAGUUCAUCGGAAAACCGAUACCCUACGCCAGGGAGAAGGAGGUGAAGGAGGAGUACGAGACUGAGAUGAACCGCGUCUGGCACGCAGCGACCACGAAGGAGCUGCGUGCCAACUGGAUCGAGAUCAUCCAACAGUUGAAUCUGAAGUACCAGGAGAUGAAGGGGCAGUGCGAGUCACAGGCCGCUGCGUCUGUCCCUGGCGUCGAAGACUCGCAAGCCUCGGUCGUCCAGAUUAACCCGCCUGACCGGCCGGGGCCACUGCCUACAGUUGGCGAAGGCGCUGAGCCCUCUACGACAGGUAGCACGAGCUCCACAGGCGAUACAAGCAGCUCGUCUACAUCCUCAAGCUCGUCUUCGGCCGCUCCGCCCGACACAAGGCAACCCUCUGAGGCCAGGCGACAAGACUCUGAACCGAUGGCUAGGGCUGCUAGUAAGAGUGCCUCUGCAGCGCCGCAAUCCGAGCACCCCGACCCGCCCACGCCGACUUUACCCCACCAUUCUCUCCUUAGCGAUUCAGAGAGUGAGGGUGGUGCAUCAAGGGAGCCGUCGCGCAUGCGCUCGAUGAGCACGAAAGUCUCAUCGCGGGAGGAGAUCGACAGCCACGUGCUAGUGGAGGACUCGCAGCCCAAGUCGGACGAUGAGUCGAGCGAUGAGCCUAGUGUGCUCUUCUCCAGCGACCGACCGGAGGCCGAAACGGGCGACACUAUUGUGCCCGACACUGUCCACGAGCUGAGCGAGGACGAGCUCGCCACCCCGAUCCACUUAAGUGGCGACCAAGUACCAACCGCCGUGCUCCGUGCGGCCCAGCUCUCUUCGACGAACAGCAAGAGGAACAGCAGCAACUUCGGAUCCUCGCCUGUGCGCGAGCCGCCGUCGAGCCCCACGACACGUUCGGCCAGGAAGGUGAAGAGCAGCCGUAAGAGCGCGCCCGACGGAUACAAGCAGCAGACCUUACUCGGUUACCGCGUUAACGGCGCUUCCAGCGGUCCGAGCAGCGCAGCGCAAAAUCGUCCCAGCACGCCCGAGGCCAAGGAGCCGGCUGUCGACCCAUCUGCUCCCUCCUCGCGUACCCGGAACCACACCUACAAGGGCAAGAAGCGUGCCGUCAGUGGACCUGUGGUGACAGGCAGCGAGCGCAAGCGCGCCCGCUCCAACACGGCGGGAAUCGUGGGGCAGGGCAGCUCGUCCAACAACCCGAUCGACCUCGACCCCGACAGCGGUAGCGAUGGGAACUAG
Molecule: messenger RNA, 3336 nt
Organism: Trichosporon asahii var. asahii CBS 2479
Lineage: Eukaryota; Fungi; Basidiomycota; Tremellomycetes; Trichosporonales; Trichosporonaceae
Exons: 8
Coding region: 1-3336 (1111 amino acids)
Biological process (GO): protein desumoylation
Cellular component (GO): nucleus; cytoplasm
Molecular function (GO): SUMO-specific endopeptidase activity
Source: RefSeq, a predicted model, not a curated record